AUAGCUUGGCGGGCAGAGAGCGGAAGGAUCGGACAUGUGCGGUAUAUUUUGUACAAUUUGGAAAAGUGGUAAAGAUGACGACCAAAACAUUGCAGAUGUACGUUACUUUUGUGAUGACAAUCAAAACGUCAAUCGGUAUUCGGUACAAUAAAUCAGUGCAAAUGAAAAACCUGUGGGGAGCAUCAUGAUAUUAUGAAAAAUAGUUGAGCUCAUAUAAAUUAUAUCAAUUGCAAGUGCAUGAUAAAGCAACGUGGUCCUGAUUAUUUGGGAGAAAAAUUGGAAAAUUUGUCUGACCAAUGGAGGGGUUUUUUUGCAACCAGUAUUCUAUGGACACAAGGUCCACAGCUUUUCAAACAGCCAUGCAUCGACACAGAUGGAAAUAUUCUAAUGUGGAAUGGCGACAUAUUCUCAGGAGAAUUAGCUAGAAGUGACGUUGCUGACACUGAAGUUCUUAGGAAUGAGCUCAAUACGAGCCAGAACGUAUUGGAAACACUGAAGAAGAUUAAAGGACCCUACAGUAUUGUAUAUUACCAGAAGAACGAAAAAAUCCUUUACUUUGCAAGAGAUCGAAUUGGACGACAUAGUUUGUUGCUGAAAGCAAGUCUGAAAUACAAAUGGAUAACGCUGUCAUCAUUGGCAAAUGGAAAAUUUAAUGAAUUUAUUGAAGUGCCAGCGAUCGGUAUAUUUGCUUUUAAAAUUGAGGAUUCCACGCUCAUGAUCUAUCCUUGGUCUAGUCUCGAAACUCGUUCGGAAAAUUUAAUCCAAUGCAUGGAGGCACGACUUGGAGUGAAAAUCGUCGUACUUGGAUCGCUUUGUUCCUCAAAAAAAGAAAUUCCACUCGUAGAACCGGAUUGUCAGGGUAUUGAUUUUAUCAAUGGAUUGGUUUCUUCUGCAAAUGCUGACUUUGAAAUCUUGACCAUUACGAAGAAAAAUGUAGCCACUCUGCAACCGGAAAAUCUGUUCAAAUUCAUGAAGUCUCUGUCCGACGUACCAGAAAUUCGUACGAAAAUUGAGCGCACUUUGGAGCUGCUCAAAAAAUCAAUACAAUUGAGGGUUGAGAAAAAACCAAAAUUUUGUCAAAACUGCAUUCGUUUCAGAUUCCAUGACGAAAAUUUAAUCUGCAACCACUCUAAAAUAGGAAUUUUGUUCUCCGGUGGUCUCGACUCCACACUAUUGGCUGCACUAGCUGAUGAAUUCGUUCCCAAAGACGAAAGUAUUGAUCUCGUUAAUGUAGCAUUCGAAAAAUCUAGAAAUAUUGACACAAAAACUCCAGCGCCGAAACCUUGCAAUAUCAAUGGAGAAGGAAAGUUCGACGUCCCGGAUAGAAAAACAGGCAGACAAGCACUCGCUGAAUUACAAAAGAUUUUUCCCAGAAGAACGUGGAACUUUAUAGAGUGCAACGUGACACAAGAAGAGUUACAGCAGCAUCGAUCCUCGAGGAUUCGUAGCCUCAUACACCCAGGUGCAACGAUUUUAGAUGAGAGCUUGGGCUGCGCCCUCUGGUUCGCUAGCCGAGCUUCCGGGAUACUUGCAUCUACAGGAAAACAUUAUGACUCACCUAGUAGAAUCCUUCUCCUUGGAAUGGGAGCAGACGAGCUCUUCGGCGGUUACACUAGACAUCGCACAAUCCUUAGGCGCGAUGGAUGGCCAGCAGUGAGCCAAGAACUUUCUUUAGAAUUGGCGAGAAUAUCAGAAAGAAAUUUGGGCAGGGAUGACAGGGUUGUUGCUGACCAUGGGAGACAAUCACGUCUUCCAUAUCUUGAUGAAGAGUUUGUCGAGUACGUAAGCAGCUUGAGUCCAUGGGAAAGGUGCUGUCCAAUCGAGGCAAUGCCAGCUGGCUUGGGUGAUAAGCUUUUAUUGCGACUUGUUGCUCACGAGAUCGGACUUCGUGAAACCGCAAAUUUCCCAAAACGGGCAUUUCAGUUCGGCUCACGGAUUGCCAACCCUAAAGAGAAUGCUGCAGAUGUUUCGAAGAGAUUAUGCUUAGAGGAAUCAUGAUCUGUACUAGAAGCAGGGUUGCUUCGAUGACUUCGAUGAUAACGUGUCAUUGCGAUAUCGUGUAUCGGAUCCGCUGCACCAGCAAUGGAAAUUUCUUUAAUUCGAAUCAUAUUUGAUUUUGAAAUAGAUAUAACUUUUGAAUAAAAAUUAUUCGCAUGUGUGGGUAUAUGAUUCAACUUCCGGACAAGCACAUUGACAACUUUGCCUUACGCUUUUGCUUAUUGCUUGUUCUAAGCUUUGUCAAACUUAGAACAAGCAUUGGGUUAUUUACUGGAUACUUUGCCCUCAGGCCUCACCUAUAGACGAUGAGAAAGAAGAGCAAAGCAAAGCACAUAUCGUUGCUCUACCCUUGUUAUUGGGCAUUGACAUUUAUUUUAAAAAAUUGCAGCUCAUACAAAUACCUACCUGUGUAGAACACCUCAGUCCUCAAAUUGUUUAGAAUUCAUAGCCUUGGGAAUUCAAACAGAAAGCAUAUUCCGAAAUGGUCUGUUAGAAUUUUAGGACAUCUAAAAACUUCUACCAUAUAAUGAAGAUUAGUCUUACAACGAUUUUUCAAACUAAAGAUUUUCUCAAUUUUUCUGAAAAUAUCACCUCCAAGUGAAAUUACAUUGGAAUUCGAGAAAAUUGCUAGUACACGUUUUGGAAAUAGUCAACAAUUGAUUGAUAUUAUAGAGAAAUGAAGUAUUACACUUUUUUUCUCAGGUUAUACUUUUCUACUCGAAAAGUACGUAGAUAUGCGGGUGGCGGGAAAGCAAUCAGCUGAUAUACGUGCGUUGGUAGGGAACGGGAUCUUUACCAAAAUCCCCGCGUAGACUCGUACGUCGUUGUAUGUAUGGCAAACCAAAGUUGGUUUGAGUCUAAAUUUUUGAAAAGCCUGUUCCUGGACUCAAAUGCAUAUUUUCUGCAGGCAGCCAUCUUUCUACUAUGAAUUUUUGGUUGUAAAAGAAAUAAUUUAUAAAACAGAUUGUCGGAAUAUUUUGAAUCUAUCCAAUUUAAUUAGUUAUUUUACUCAUCAGGGUCAUUGAAAUUUGCGUUUAAGGCGAAUAUAAAACAUUGUGGAACAGAGUAGGCUUGUAAAAUGGAUGCAAUAACAAAACUGUACUCUUACGUCUUCGGCUUAGAUCGCUGUAAGUGCUUACAGGGCGCUAGGGCACGUGUGUGCAGUGUAUUUAAAGAUGGACACUGUUCCGAAAAAGAGUUCAAAGGACUUGUUUUUUGGAAUACCUGCUUUUCUGCAACGUUGUAAUUUAAAGGUUUUCUGUAUAAUUAAUGCUAUAGGUUCGAUGGUAGAGCCGCAUUUGCACGUAAAACAGAUUUUCAUCAUUGGUAUCUACAAAAUUAUUCAAUUUAUAGACUUGGUACAAUGGACCUUAUUAUAUCCAUUGUGCUAUGAGAAGCCGCUUGGGAAAUAUUACAGCAUGGAAAAUGGCAAUAGGGCAAUAUGGAAAUAGUGAAUAAAAACAUUCCUAACGUCAAAUGACGAUACACGCUAA
Molecule: messenger RNA, 3491 nt
Organism: Venturia canescens
Lineage: Eukaryota; Metazoa; Arthropoda; Insecta; Hymenoptera; Ichneumonidae
Product: asparagine synthetase domain-containing protein CG17486
Exons: 5
Coding region: 238-1998 (586 amino acids)
Molecular function (GO): asparagine synthase (glutamine-hydrolyzing) activity
Source: RefSeq, a predicted model, not a curated record